AUGACCCACUUCCAUCAGGUGAUCACCAGAGUGGUGCUCUUUCUUUCUUCUCAGCCUGAUUGCAUCCUCCAGUGGCUGUCCACUGCCUUGCUCACGAGGCCCUCUCACUUUCGGUUCCAGGUGGUCUUCGGCAAGAAGCUUCCUGCCUUUGCCACUAUCCGCAUCGACCAGCUACAGCAUGAAAGGAAGUAUGACAUCUACUUUGCUGAUGGGAAAGUGUAUGCCUUGUACAGGCAGCUGCUGCAGCAUGAGUGCCCAAGGUGCCCUGAGCUGCCACCUUUCGGCCUCUUCGGGGACCUGGAGCAGCACAUGAGGAAGCAGCAUGAACUCUUCUGCUGCAAGCUGUGCCUCAAACACCUCAAGAUCUUUACAUAUGAGCGCAAAUGGUACUCGCGCAAGGACCUGGCGCGGCACCGCAUGCAGGGAGACCCCGAUGACACAUCGCACCGUGGGCAUCCACUCUGUAAGUUCUGCGAUGAGCGCUACCUAGACAACGAUGAGCUGCUAAAGCACCUGCGUCGAGACCACUACUUCUGCCACUUCUGUGACUCGGAUGGAGCCCAAGACUACUACAGCGACUAUGCUUAUCUGCGUGAGCACUUCCGGGAGAAGCACUUCCUGUGUGAGGAGGGCCGCUGCAGUACCGAGCAGUUCACCCAUGCGUUCCGCACCGAGAUCGACCUCAAGGCCCACAAGACAGCCUGCCAUAGCCGGAGCCGCGCUGAGGCCCGCCAGAACCGCCAGAUAGACCUGCAGUUCAGCUACACGCCACGACACUCCCGCCGGAACGAAGGGACCGUCAGUGGCGAGGACUAUGAGGAGGUGGACAGGUACAACCGCCAGGGCCGAGCAGGCCGGGCCAGUGGCCGUGGAGCCCAGCAGAGCCGCCGAGGAAGCUGGAGGUACAAGAGGGAAGAAGAGGACCGAGAAGUGGCAGCUGCCAUCCGGGCCUCGGUGGCCACGCAGCAGCAGCAGGAGAUACACAAGAGUGAGGACCGGGAGGAGGGCAGCAGGCUCAAGAAGGAGGAGGCAGGGAUGUGGGGAGCUGAGGAGCCCCGAGGGCCCCGGCGCCUGCUACGGACUCAGGGUGAAGGCCCAGGCCCCAAGGAAGCCUCGACAAACGGUCCUGUAAGCCAAGAGGCCUUCCCAGCCAACACCUCAGCAUCAGGGGCUACACAUCUGAGCACCCUUCCGCCCUCCACUUCGAAGCUCAAGGAUGAAGAUUUCCCCAGUCUCUGCACCUCUACUUCUUCCUCCUGCUCCACGGCAACAGCCCCGGGCCCUGUGGGGCUGGCACUGGUGUACCCUGUUCCUACCAGGGGCAGGAGCACCUUCCAGGAGGACGACUUCCCUGCCCUGGUGUCCUCCACCUCCAAACCCAGCACAGCCCCCACCAGCCUCAUCUCUGCCUGGAAUAGCAGUGGCAGCAAGAAGGUGGUGCAACCCACCCCAGGGGCCCAGGCUGCUGGUGGGGGCAGUCAACCCCCCAGGAAGGCUGGGAAAGGGGGUAAGGGCAACAAAAAGGGUGGGCCGCCGCCCCCAGAGGAGGAGGAAGAGGAGGAUAGCCGCACUGGCCUCACCACCCAGGAGCUGCGGAGCGUGCCCACCACGGUUGCCGUCUCCUCCCUGCUAGCGCUGGCCUCCACCCAGACCUUCACCAAAGUCGGCAAGAAGAAGAAGGUGGGCUCCGAGAAGCUGGGUGCCACAUCACCCCUGUCACUGCCCCCUGAAAAGGAUGGGCCCCCUGGGGCUGAGCAAGCCCCCCCGGCCCCUAAGGGCAGAGCUGAGGGGCCAGUCGCUGUCAUCAUCAAUGGACACACAGAGGGGCCAGUCCCCGCUUGGAGUGUCCCCAAGGAACCCCCGGGGCUCCCACGGCCCCUGGGCCCCCUUCCCUGCCCCACGCCCCAGGAAGACUUUCCAGCGCUUGGCGGUCCCUGCCUGCCUAGGAUGCCCCCUCCCCCAGGCUUCAGCACUGUGGUGCUCCUAAAGGGCACUCCACCCCCACCUCCGCCAGGUCUAGUGCAAGUCAGCAAGCCACCCCCUGGCUUCUCCGGCCUGCCCAGCCCCCACCCAGCCUGCGUCCCCAGCACUACCACCACCACAAAAGCACCCAGGCUGACACCAGCACCCCGGGCCUACCUUGUCCCCGAGAACUUCCGGGAGAGGAACCUGCAGCUCAUCCAGUCCAUCAAGGACUUUCUGCAGAGUGACGAAGCCCGCUUCAGCGAAUUCAAAAGUCACUCAGGAGAAUUUCGACAGGGCGUGAUCUCCGCAGCCCAGUAUUAUAAGAGCUGUCGGGACCUGCUUGGGGAGAACUUUCAGAAGAUCUUCAAUGAGCUGCUGGUGCUCCUGCCCGACACAGCCAAGCAGCAGGAGUUGCUGUCUGCACACACGGACUUUCGAGGCCAGGAGAGGCUGCCUGGCACCAAGGCCAAGAAGAAUAAGAAGAAUGCAUGGCAAGCCAGCACCCAGCAGGCAGACCUGGACUGCUGUGUGUGCCCCACCUGCCAGCAGGUUCUCGCAAAUGGUGACUUCCGCAGCCACCAGGCUCUGCACACUGCCCGGGAUGACGACUUCCCCUCCCUGCAAGCUGUUGCCAGGACCCUCACAUAGCUCCCGCUGUGUGGGCCGGAGUGGCCACAACCAUGAGCCUCCUUUGUCCCUGCUCUUCCUCCUGGGCUGACAGGCAGCCAGGGAAGGCCCUGUUGAGACCACCUGCUCAGGCCCUUUGGUUGGCCGGCCCACCAGGGGUCACAAGGACAGCCCACUUCAUAUCCGCACAGUUAGGCAGGUUUCCUGCUGGGAACUGGGCAGAUACCCCUGCCUCAGUGGUGGGCCAGUCUUGGUUUAUAUCUCAUGAUUUUGGAAGGUGCCAGGGGAAGAAAGGGCCAGGAUGCUGGGACUUGUCCAUGUUGUCAGAGGCAGUGGCCACAGUGGCCCAAUCUGGGACCUCCUGAGCCUGAGGGCUGCAGCACUUUGCCCCCCAAGCCUGAAGCUGUGGGUCCACUGGUGCAGGAGUAGAACAUUGAGUGUGUUGUGUAAACAGUUGGCUCUUUCAUGAUUCAAGAGUGUUCAGGAUUAAAAGCAGACACAAAAUUGUGCUACUUGAAGUUAAAUCUUUCUACGAGAAGCUGAAUCUGGGAUCUCAAAUUGCUUCUGACCUUUUAUAAAACAGUUUAUCUUUAAAUAAAUUUAUUUUGCAAUAAUGCA
This is a messenger RNA of Myotis brandtii (Brandt's bat), 3210 nucleotides long. It is a transcript of the gene ZNF598, whose product is annotated as zinc finger protein 598. Gene Ontology annotation, molecular function: ubiquitin protein ligase activity; ribosome binding. The transcript has 12 exons. The record is from RefSeq and is a predicted model, not a curated record. Gene Ontology annotation, biological process: protein ubiquitination; rescue of stalled cytosolic ribosome. Bases 1 to 2613 code for a protein of 870 amino acids. NCBI's taxonomy places the organism in Eukaryota, Metazoa, Chordata, Mammalia, Chiroptera, Vespertilionidae.